Marasmius oreades (fairy-ring Marasmius) is the source of this 1764-nucleotide messenger RNA. RefSeq lists its product as uncharacterized. Gene Ontology annotation, molecular function: acyl-CoA oxidase activity; FAD binding; fatty acid binding. Gene Ontology annotation, biological process: lipid homeostasis; fatty acid beta-oxidation using acyl-CoA oxidase. Gene Ontology annotation, cellular component: peroxisome. The record is from RefSeq and is a predicted model, not a curated record. Lineage: Eukaryota; Fungi; Basidiomycota; Agaricomycetes; Agaricales; Marasmiaceae. The transcript is spliced from 9 exons. The coding region runs from base 1 to 1764 and encodes 587 amino acids.
AUGAUCACUCCAAGUUCAAAACUGAUCUCCACACCUCUUUUCCAAAGUGCUUCCAGGGACGAACGACUACCUUCGAAGGAUAGAUUGCGACUUGCUCACCAGCGGGCAAAGGCAAUCUCGCAGUCUUACGACCUCAGCGUCCGAGACAUUCUUCAAUGUACCGAAAAGUUUUGGGACCUUCAUCUGGAUCCUUUAUUUGUUACAGACUUCUCGGCAUGGACUUUCGUCGUUAUACAGUUAAAUCUUGCAGCGGGUGUAAUUGGCUACAGUUCCCAUCAGGACAACCGACAUGACUUGAAUUACACUCUGAAGAGAAUCAUAGAGUUUGAUGUAUCUUCGGCAUUUCUUAUGACAGAGCUCGGGCACGGACUCGACGCUAUUCAUCUCGAGACAACAGCAACGCUUCUCCCAAAUGGCAACUUCGACCUUCAUACUCCUCGCGAAGAGGCGCAGAAGUACAUGGCCCCAACCCUUCCUGACGUAGGCGUCCCAAGAAUAGGUGUGGUUAUGGCACGACUCAGCGUUGAUUCCCAAGAUUAUGGUGUUCGCCCAUUUCUCGUUCCUUUGAAUGACGGGAAAUCUAUGUUCAAGGGUAUCAUCGCAAGCCGUCUCCCUGACCGACCGGGAGCAACGCCUAUAGGACAUGCACUCACGCAUUUCAAUCAUGUCAUUUUACCCAAGGAGGCGCUCUUGGGCCCACUCAAACCGGAACACUCGCCACGUAUACAGUUGCUUUCCGAUACUUGGCGAGUUGCCAUAGGGACUGCGACUGUCGGGGCCCUCGUUAUUCCGGUCGUCAAGCUUGUUGCGAGUAUUGUGGGGAUAUACAGCAAGAAACGCACUAUCAUCAAUUCUCAGCAUUCUACGGUUUUGGAGGCUUUUUACAAGUCUAUAAGAGUACACUUUGACGGUGCUUCGAAGUAUAGGACAGAAAGACUACAGAUCAGAAGUGCGUACGCUACUUUGUUCAAAGCGAUUGCUAUUCGCCUUGGAAAAGCGUCUAUCGCAGAUCUUGGAGACAGAUGUGGUGCUCAAGGCCUCUUUGGAUUUAAUCAACUCAUAACUGCUGAAAUGACCAUGCGUGGAGUGGCAAUAGCUGAGGGGGACACCCUCGUGCUGAGCAUUCGUCUCGUCUUCGAGCUAUUGCUUGAGCGUUAUUCGGUUUCGAAACCACGGAAUCAGCAACAUCCAUUAGCAGUACACGAAGUAGCGCUCAUUAAGGAACUACGGUCUCUUCUGGAUAUGUCGAAGGACAUGUCACUCGAUCGAGGUGGCGUUAGGACGAGAGAAGAAGCUUAUUCGCCUGAGAAAGUAAUGCCCUCGAAAGAGACGUCCCUCGACCACCUCCUGGAGGUCAUGACUCCUCCGGAGAAGCAUGCUCAUCGAAGCGAGUUUGCCAAUACGCAGAUACUUCCCCGUGCUUGCUCCCUCGUUGAAGCCAUCGGCUGUCGUAUGGCGUAUGAAGCGGCUUCCGAAGUUGGGAUCGAUCCCCUUCUCCUGGAUCUUUUCUAUUUCGGCUGUGUCGAACGGGAUCUAGGAUGGUAUGUUGAAAAUCGGGUGAUGUCCCGUCAAACCUUUUUCCGAGAUGAGCAAAGGGCUAUCAGCGGACUACUGCCAUCCCUUGAAACAUUGAUAGAGAAAGCGGGGAUGAAGCCGUACAUCACGGCCAAGAUCUGUGACGAAGGGGGAUGGAAAGAGUUUGUGGAUGGAUUAGACGUAGGAGACAAUACACAAAUCUCCACCAGAGAUCCGAGCAGGCUGUGA